AUGGCGGAACCAAACCAAAGGCCUCAACGUAAGAUGUCCACCGCAGGAGACAGUCUAUACAAGGUACUAGGACUGGAGAAAGGGGCGUCCGCAGAAGAAAUAAAGAAGGCAUACAGGUAUAAAGCUCUCAACCACAGACAGAAGCUUAGCGAAAGACUACAGAACAGUUCAAAACCUGUCAGCUUUCUUCAUAAAAGCACCGUGAACUAAAACUAGUAUAGGCUGACCUGACGUUGCUGUUCUUUCCUAUUUAAAAAAAAAAGAAAAAAAGAUUUAUAGUAAAUCUCUACGUAUUUGCCUUCUUCUCACAGGAAACUAGCACUGAGGCAUCACCCUGACAAGAACCCAGACAACCCCGAGGCAGCUGAGAAGUUUAAGGAGAUCAACAAUGCCAACUCCAUCCUCAACGACGAGACAAAGCGGAAGGUCUAUGACGAGUACGGUUCCAUGGGUCUUUAUGUCGCAGAGCAGUUUGGAGAGGAGAGCGUUAAAUAUUACUUCCUCAUGCACAAGUGCUGGUUCAAG
Molecule: messenger RNA, 525 nt
Organism: Coregonus sp. 'balchen'
Lineage: Eukaryota; Metazoa; Chordata; Actinopteri; Salmoniformes; Salmonidae
Source: the annotation of a GenBank genome assembly